Blepharisma stoltei is the source of this 432-nucleotide messenger RNA. NCBI's taxonomy places the organism in Eukaryota, Ciliophora, Heterotrichea, Heterotrichida, Blepharismidae. The record is from the annotation of a GenBank genome assembly.
AUGGGUUCAGGAGAGCCGAAAGGUAUUCUUGCAGGCCGCAAGCUGAAAGUCCGUCGUAUCAAGCAAAGAUGGGCCGAUAAGAGCUAUAAAAAAUCUCACUUUAACUCAAAAUAUAAGAAGCCAUUCGCAGGUACUUCUCACGCUAAAGGAAUUGUGGUAGAGAAGCUUGGUAUUGAAUCCAAACAGCCAAACUCUGCCGUUAGAAAGUGCGUGAGAGUUCUCCUAAAGAAGAACGGAAAAAAGAUCGCUGCUUUUGUUCCUAAUGAUGGUUGUCUUAACUUUAUUGAUGAAAACGAUGAAGUUCUCGUGGCAGGAUUCGGUAGAAGUGGACAUGCAGUCGGUGAUAUUCCUGGUGUAAGAUUCAAGGUUGUCAAAGUCAAAGGAGUCUCUUUAUUGGCUUUAUACUUACACAAGAAGGAAAAGCCUCGGUAA